GGCCGUUCCUCCACUAACAAUCACCCCGUGCUUGAACAGGAAUCCAGAAGGUGAACCACCCAAACAUGUCGUCCAAUGUUGGCCUCUCCACCCCACGCGGCUCAGGGACUUCAGGCUAUGUCCAGCGCAACCUCUCUCUCCUAAAACCUCGCGCUGUCGGGGUCGGCGCCCCCUACAGCCUGGACUCCGCCCGGCAACAAGCGCCCAAGACCCGGAAGCCCGACCAGGAAAUCUUGAACCAUGACCGUCUCCGAGCCAUUGAGGUGAAAGUUCUGGAACUGAGGGAGAAGCUCGAGGAUGACGAGCUCGAGGAGGAGCAGAUCGACGAAGAGUGCGAGAAGCUGAGAGAACAGCUGACCAAAGAGAUGGAACGGGAGAAGAACCGGGACGGCGGGAGAUCAAGAGGUGGCAGUGCCAGGCGGGUGGAUGGAAAGGGCCUCAAGAGCUACCAGGUGCACGAACUGGCCGAGGCAAAGGAACAAGAGAGUGAACGAUUACGAAGAGCUCUUGGACUCAAACCUGGUGAAAUCCCGCAAGAUGACGAACACCCGAUGGCGAGACAGGAGAAGAGGAGACGGGAGAGAGAGGGAGUCCAAGAGAAGACUGAACCUGUGGAGUGAGGUUUUGGGGAACAGGAACCAAAGCACCGACAGCGAGGCCCAUAUUUCCCCAGUAUGUCUCGCUAACAGUCGCCUUCCUCAGUAAAGAAGCUCCCAGGGCACAGGCAGAGAAAUUGGCGUCACACCCUGUUCACUUCUUAUGGGUGUCACUGCCGUCGCUGGUAUCAGACUAGACACGACCAGAAAGCUGAUUCAAGCACCCCUACGGCGAGGCUUCACCAAAGACACAGCUCAAUGGUUCGCCAGAGGUUACGGUCUUCCAAAAUCAAGGGAUGGCAUCGUCGCCCCUCUCAGACUGCACCACCAUCGUGUGGAAUACGGGUUUGGCAAUGCCGGAAUAUUCUGGGUUCAGAAGCCGAUGUCUAUGUGAUCCUUAUGGGAUGCGGUCUGCCAUGCCAACAAGACGCCUAAUACCUGCUCAAGCUUACUAGAACGUCCUUGGUCUCCGCAGUCCUGGACAUUCUUCUCAAACCUGUCACAAAAGAAGCAGGCCCAGUGCCUCGUCAUCAAUAGAUCUACGCCCUCCCUAUCCUAUGCUUUCCUCUGCCGCUAAAACGGAAGGGUGGAACUGGUUGGCGAACCAACCAAAAGGAAAAAGGCGGAUUACCUCAACAGUCGCCGACGAUGUUGUGGCACGGCUUUUUGGGACGAUCAAAUAGUUCAUGUUUCGGUGUUUCACCAAGCCAUCGUGCAAAGAUCUCAUGUCAAGUGUUUGCGUACAUUAGCAACAAAGAGACCUGCAUUUUGCGUGCGCGCUAAUAUGUUCUCCUCCUGCUCACUGCCACAUGUUGUC
Cladophialophora immunda is the source of this 1413-nucleotide messenger RNA. RefSeq lists its product as uncharacterized. The transcript has a single exon. Bases 66 to 620 code for a protein of 184 amino acids. The record is from RefSeq and is a predicted model, not a curated record. Lineage: Eukaryota; Fungi; Ascomycota; Eurotiomycetes; Chaetothyriales; Herpotrichiellaceae.